AUCCGCCACGUCCAAAAGUCAAGCGCGCUGAUAGGAGUCUCUGUGACACAUUACAAAAUGUUUGCCUGCAGUGAGUGUUGCUUCACAUUCACACUAUCACCUUGAACGCAUUUCAUAUCCGCACCCUUGAACCCUACGAGCAAGACGCUCGCUAAUGUCAAAGUGCAACUUCCUGCUUGGAUUGCUCUUUGUAUUGUGCUUUUGGGCCAUUGGGUGAAAACAAUAACGGAGCGGUUGGUGUGCAUGGUGCUGCAGGCAUCGAGGCCAGAAUGUCUUCAAUGCAAGAUGAAGCACAGAACAUGACGUGACUGAUCGGAAGAUGCCUUAGUCAUACAGUCAUUAUUUCAGAACAUUCAUCUCCCGGUUCCCAGCCCCUCCCAUCCUGAGGGGAUCUGGGCAACAGGGGCGAUGCUGGGCACCAGGCAGAAAAGCAGUAGGCAAUCACUGUGGCGCUUUCUGUUCCCGCUUCACAUUCGUCAGGAGCGAGUUUUGUUGGCCCGCAGUGAGAGCCUACCCAGUGACCAGGUGCUGAAGGUCAUCGUCACGGAGACCACGGUGAUCAAGGCCGGCUCGGGGGCCUUUAACCGUCGCUCACUCACCUACCUGGCCCUCUGGUACUUCUUCAGUUUCUGCAACCUCUUCCUCAACAAAUACAUCCUCUCCCUGCUGGAGGGGCAGCCGAGCAUGCUGGGUGCGAUUCAAAUGCUCUCCACCACCAUCAUUGGCUUCCUGAAGAUGUAUGUGCCCUGCUGCCUGUACCAGCACAAGGCCAGGAAUGAAUACCCUCCUAACUUCGUCAUGAUCAUGCUCUUCGUUGGAUUGAUGAGGUUCACCACUGUGGUCUUGGGCUUGGUCAGCCUGAAGAAUGUGGCUGUAUCAUUUGCAGAGACAGUGAAAAGCUCUGCACCCAUUUUUACUGUCAUCAUGUCCAGGUUGAUUCUUGGAGAGUACACAGGCUUGUGGGUGAACCUCUCCCUAUUUCCCGUCAUGGCGGGACUGGCGCUCUGCACGGCCACAGAACUCAGCUUCAACUUGCUCGGCUUCUCCGCCGCACUCUCCACCAACAUCAUGGACUGUUUACAGAAUGUCUUCUCCAAGAAACUACUCAGUGGUGACUCUUACAAAUUCAGCCCUCCAGAAUUGCAGUUUUACACCAGUGCGGCAGCAAUCAUCAUGCUCAUCCCGGCCUGGAUUUUUCUCUUGGAAACGCCAGUAACUGAGAAGAGUGGACAAACCUUCACCUUCAGUCGGGACAUCAUCAUGUUGCUGCUCUUCAAUGGCGCCAUGUUUCACCUGCAGAGUGUCACUGCCUACGCUCUUAUGGGACGCAUUUCUCCGGUUACUUUCAGCGUCGCAAGUACCGUGAAGCACGCCGUGUCUGUGUGGUUGAGCGUCAUCGUGUUCAGCAAUCAGAUCACCAUGCUCAGCGCCACCGGCACCGUCCUCGUGUUUGUGGGUGUUUUCCUAUACAACAAAGCCAGGCAGGCCCAGCGGCACCACUUGCAGGCCAUGGCUGCUCAGCAGAAUCACAAAGUACCACCACAGAAUCAGAAAAUCCAACAAGGACCACAGCCUCACUAAAGUCUUCACAUUUGAACACUUGCUCAAUCUACUCCUACUUACUACUCCUGUGGAACAUUUAUUGGCGGUUAGCAACACUCAAGCAUUUGACAAAAUGAGAAGCUCAGGGUGUCCUUCAGCUUUUUUGGAGGAAAUAAGCUCCUUGUAAGCAUUUCUUUUGUCUUACAUCUUGAUUCCAGGCUGUGCUCGCAAAUCUCAUCUGUUCAAGCGGCUGUAAAUGUACGCCAGAGCUUUGACAGGAGCACAUAGGCUUAGCAACACUGUGCAAUCAGGCUUUGAAGGAUUCUCCGGCCAAAUGAUAGGUUUUGCCAACUUGACGCAUUUUUUAGCUGCGUCUUAAAAAUAUGAUGGACAAAUUACUGCAUUCCGGGAAUGCUCGUCCUCAGUCGUGAUCAAAGUCAUUCCCAGUGCAUGCUGUGAUUGAAGCACCUCAGAGACGGAAAACAGCUUAAAGAUGCUGAAUGAUUCAAUGUAUUUACAUAGCCUCCCCAGUUAGUAAAAAGCUGUGGUAAAAGCACGCCAAAAUCUUCCCGCAAGACAUUUUACUUUUGUUUCAUGCAUCAAAAUACACAAUAGUUUAGCAAAAGUAGCUGAAACCCAGGCCAUUGAACUUGCUAGGAUUUACUAUAUUAAACUUGUCUUGAAUGAAGGAAGGUAGCUCUCAAUCUGCAGCUGUAACAACUUUUCCACUUUUCUUGGGAAAUGUUGCAAAAAGUUGGAAUGUCUGUCAGAAUUGCUCGUUUUUCGUCUGUGAUCUUAAAUUUCACUGACCUUGGAUAGACCAUUUCUGAAUUUGUUCAUCCCAAAGUUGUUGGAUAGCAAAACUACCUGCCCCCGCCUCUCGCUCAAAGUUAAAGCUAAUCUGCAAUAAUAGCAAUAAGCUCUAAAGAAACUAAAUAGAAUCGUCUCCAAAGCAUAUAUAUAUACUACCUGUAUUUCCGUACCAAAUUCACCCCUACAAUGCCUUUAUAAACCUCACUACUUGAGUCCCAUUGGACCAGAAAAUGGCUUUCUUUAAGCUGUUCUCACUCAGUUGAAAGCAUGCAAGUGUGCAAAAGGUCAACUCCGUGCUAAUACUCAAAUUGUAGUCGCAAGUGCAUGUAAGUUGAAGUAAGGUGAUUGAAAGAAUUGCACAUGUCAGAGAGCCAUCAAGCGGGAAAGAUACAUGUACAUCUAAUGGCUUGGUUUUUCCCUUUCAGAAAUGCAUCAUCGUCACAUUGGCCUCUAUUUAAAGCAUUACCAAGAUUGACUCUUGCAAUUGUCUUUUCUCAUUCUUUGCCCCAAAAAUGUAAUGUCUCUGAGAGAUAAUUGUUUGUUUUACAUUUCCGUGUUGCAGUGCCUCAGCAAGCAGAAUUUCUUUUUUACUGCUUGUAUUUUUUUUUUUAAGACUACACAUUUGUCUGUUUCAAUUAAAUUCCUUCUCAGGUGUCCCCCCUACCCCGACCCAAAUAAGCCUGGAACAAUUUUAAUCUUAAAUGGUGCUUGGAAGCAAAUGCUCCGAAUGUGGUGUUUUCAUGUCAAUUCUUAAAGCUUCAGAAAUGGCAAUUGUUGCGUGUGUUUAUCUGGAUAUGUGGAAAUCAGACAGGGAGGAAGCGUAGGACUCUGGGCCAAAAGGUGUGUUUAAAGUGCCGAUUCAAUGUGCGCUAAAAUUCACAUCAGUUGGUACUCAGGUGUAGUCUGUUUAAAAAAAGAAAAAGUCAGGUAACACUUUUUACUUUAUGGUGCAUCAAGUGUAUCUAAAUGCUUUUGAUCUAUAUGGGCAUGUGGGUGCUAAAGACUCAUUAGACAAUGCGGGCCUUUAAAGUUCGCCUAUUUAUCAAAAAUUGUCAACAAAAUUGUCAACUCUUUUACUCAAAUCACAUGGCUUGUUUUGGAAGAUGUGUGCAAAGUUUUAGUCUGCCUCUUGGAGGCUGCAAGUGUGCUCAAUAUUUUGUUGGCAUACGUCUUAUCGUCUCCGACAUGGCCACUUGUCGUUCUCCAUUCAAGGGCGCCUUAGAUAAAAGUCAGCAUUGUUAAUUCUUUGCACACCAGACUACCAUAACACGGUACUCACGACAGAAGGUUAAAGGGUUAAAGUUAGCCCAACAUUGGCACUUAUAUGAUAAGAUGGUAAUAAAAAAUUCUAGCAAUGUC
Messenger RNA from Syngnathus typhle (broad-nosed pipefish), 3714 nucleotides. RefSeq names its product solute carrier family 35 member E2A-like. The transcript is spliced from 9 exons. Gene Ontology annotation, molecular function: antiporter activity. Gene Ontology annotation, cellular component: Golgi apparatus. The coding region runs from base 409 to 1581 and encodes 390 amino acids. The record is from RefSeq and is a predicted model, not a curated record. NCBI's taxonomy places the organism in Eukaryota, Metazoa, Chordata, Actinopteri, Syngnathiformes, Syngnathidae.